Echinostoma caproni is the source of this 600-nucleotide messenger RNA. The record is from the annotation of a GenBank genome assembly. NCBI's taxonomy places the organism in Eukaryota, Metazoa, Platyhelminthes, Trematoda, Plagiorchiida, Echinostomatidae.
AUGCUCGGUCUGCUUCGGUUCACGUUAUUCCUGAGUCAACUUUCCGCCCUACUGAAAUAUGCAUUCGACAAUGACAUGACCAUUGUAAACAAUCUGCUCGAAGUCUCCUCCGCUUUUUCCAUGUGUGGAUUUUUCGUGGCACCAAUUACCGGCGCUAUCAUGAGCACAUCAAUUAUGGCAUUCAGGCGAAAAAUUGCUCGUCGCUUGGAUAGUGUUGAUGAAACGCUAACAGAUAAUGUGAUUUACUGGACCAUAAUUAAAGGUCUGGUUCCUGUGGUCACUGUGUUGGCCACUGUCUCACUAAUCAUGAGCUGUGUUGUGUUUGUCAAAGGAGCACAAUGGGUCUAUUAUUUGGCUUUCGCUUGUCUUAUUGUUAUGCGCUCCAUUCUCUUCAGUUCGACAACGACCAUGGUAAUCACUGCAUUUCCCACGGAAUAUUUUGGAACUGUUUACGGUGUGAUUAAUCUGAUUGGCGGGGCAUUCAGCCUGCUUCAAUACGGUCUACUGGAAAUGAAUAUCAAAGUUUCCAACGGAAUUUGUGUAGCAGUGUCCCUGCUCACAUUUUUCCCGCCCAUAUACAUGAGCAUUCGUAAAAAAUGA